AUGGUAGCCUCCGCAAACGCGCCUCUGAAUGUCCUCCCUCGCCCCACCAACCGUCUGAUCCGCAUCAGCUUCUUCUUCACUAAGAUUCCCUCAAUGUCGCAGUCCCAAUUUGAGUCUCACUGGCGCGACACGCAUGGUCGCCUUGCCAUUGCCACCAAGGCAUUCCGCGAAGCUCAAAUACAGCAAUACACACAAAUUCACAACGACAAGUCGUUGACCAAGAAGGCCGCUGAGCUGGGCCUCCCGCUCGUGGAAUUCGAAUGGGAUGCAUGCUCAGAGAUGUACGUGAAGUCUUGGGAGGACUAUCUAGUGUUUGCGACGAGCGAUGAGGCAAGGGAUAUUUUGGGGCCGGAUGGGGCCUUGAUAAUACAUCCGGGCAAGGGCGUGAGAAUUAUGGUUUCGAGAGUCGAUCCUAUGUAUAUCAAAAGUGCGAUGUGA
Messenger RNA from Pseudogymnoascus verrucosus, 438 nucleotides. RefSeq lists its product as uncharacterized. The transcript has a single exon. Gene Ontology annotation, molecular function: oxidoreductase activity. The record is from RefSeq and is a predicted model, not a curated record. The coding region runs from base 1 to 438 and encodes 145 amino acids. Lineage: Eukaryota; Fungi; Ascomycota; Leotiomycetes; Thelebolales; Thelebolaceae.